This is a messenger RNA of Hyla sarda, 4189 nucleotides long. RefSeq names its product zinc fingers and homeoboxes 2 (gene ZHX2). Gene Ontology annotation, molecular function: DNA binding; DNA-binding transcription factor activity, RNA polymerase II-specific. Bases 658 to 3033 code for a protein of 791 amino acids. Gene Ontology annotation, biological process: regulation of transcription by RNA polymerase II. The record is from RefSeq and is a predicted model, not a curated record. The transcript has 4 exons. Gene Ontology annotation, cellular component: nucleus. NCBI's taxonomy places the organism in Eukaryota, Metazoa, Chordata, Amphibia, Anura, Hylidae.
GAUCCGUGACAAUGAUCACCCUGUUUAUGGGGCAGGUUACGCCCAGUUCUGCCCCCUCCUCUCUUUCCUUCCCUUCCCCUCCUCACAAUGGGAGCUCAAUGCAAAUUACCAGUGCGCAACUUUGCGCAAGAACUGAGCUACGAUCCAGGGUGAAGUGCGGGUGGUAUCGUAUGCAAAUCCGUCUGCUGACGUUACAGAUCAUGUGGGUUUUGGCGUAGAUUCCCCACUGAUCGAGGAUUUUUUUUUUUUUUUUGCGCUCCGCUCUUGUGCUGUGUUGUUCUAAGGAUCCCCCCCCCCCCUUCUUCCGCACCCCCGAUCGUUAAGAACGUUCCGAUUCCCAACGUUCUAUCCGCCGCCUGGAUACAUUGUUGCUGCCAACGUUCCAUCGCGCGCGCCCGGGGAGCCGCAGGUCGUGAUCAGGCUGUAGAAUGUGGCUGGACAUGUCCAAGAAAGGAAGCCCCUCGUAACCAAGGUGUCCUUCCCAUGGUGUGUCGCACAAAUCCUCACCCUAUGCAGAUUCAAGGGAACCACCAAAGUUUACCCUGGAUAGAGUGUGGAGUAUAACACUCCACUGCUUGAACGAAACCACGCCUAUAUAUAAUUUUUGGUUUAAUCCACUAGUGCUAUAGCAUACUUUAACUAUAACCCACCAUCAAGAUGGCCAGUAAAAGAAAGUCCACAACCCCAUGCAUGGUACGGGCAACUGAGCUCGUAGACCAGGAAGACCAAGACAUUGAUGAAUUGACUAACGCCCCUGUACCAGAUUCAGAGACUAAAAAUGACUGGCCGGGUGAGAAGGAGAAAGAAGCAGAGGACAAAGUUAAGGUGGAAGAGAAGCCACCUGCGGAGACUCAAUCGAAAAAGUUGCAGGGUGGCUACGAGUGCAAAUACUGUCCUUACGUAACACAGAAUCUCAAUGAGUUUACAGAACACGUUGACAUGCAACACCCGAACGUCAUUCUUAAUCCCCUCUACGUCUGUGCUGAAUGUAACUUUACCACCAAAAAAUACGACUCUUUAUCUGACCACAAUUCUAAACAUCACCCAGGAGAAAGCAACUUCAAGUUAAAGUUAAUGAAACGCAAUAACCAGACCAUUCUAGAGCAGUCCAUCGAAGGUGGAGCGGAUGUUUCCAGCACUCAAGAAAACAUGGAAACCGAUGACAGCCUAAAUGGUGUAUCCAUAAAUAAGCUGCCCAUCAGUAAACUUGGAAAAAGCCGUGCCGAAAUGAGAAGAUUGCGAAAAGCUGAAGAGGCGAUGUAUGAUGGCCAUUUUGGCCUUUCAGAAACUAAUGGCAUUUCAGGAGAUGGUUUAACGCAUGUUAUGCCAUCAGUUCAACUUCCACCCAAUAUUAACCUUCUUCCAAAAGUUCCUGUACCCCUGAAUAGCAACAAAUACAAUUCUGCUCUGGACACUAAUGUAACCUUAAUCACUUCUUUUAAUAAAUUUCCAUACCCUACACAGGCGGAACUAUCUUGGCUUACUGCAGCCUCAAAACAUCCGGAGGAACAGAUAAGAAUUUGGUUUGCUACCCAGAGGUUGAAGCAUGGUAUAAGCUGGUCUCCGGAAGAAGUAGAAGAGGCAAGAAAGAAAAUGUUUAACGGGACUAUCCAGUCUGUUCCACAGUCUUUUACCGUUGUGUCGGCUCCAAUAACUACUACUGCUAAGGUUGCCCAGCCAAUAAUCCAGACAGCAGUGCCUUGUCAAUUUCUUGGUCAGACAGGUCUAGUUUUUACACAAGUGACAAAUACUCCUACUGUGACUGUGUCUUCAUAUUCUGGCAACUCCUCCGGAGCACCAAGCCCAAGCCAGAAACGUUCCUUACAAAGCCCACAAGAAGCUCCAGAGCCAAAGCGUCAGAAUACAGUGAAAGCUUCAUCUCCAUCUUCCAGAUUAAGCAUGGUGUCCUCAUCUCGGCACGAGCGUAAAAAAACCAACGAGCAGAUCGCCAUUUUGAAAGCCAGUUUUGUAAAUAGCCAAUUUCCAGAUGAUGUGGAGGUUUACAGGUUGAUAGAGAUUACUGGUCUUUCUAGGAGUGAAAUAAAAAAAUGGUUUAGUGACUAUCGGUAUAGGAGCCAGAGAGGUAUAUGUAACAUUACCAGUGAAACUCUAUUGAGGGACCAAAUGUCAUCCAGAGGUCGACGGCCCUAUCAUUACAGAGACAUAACGCCCACAAAGCUUGCUGAGAUCACAGAAGAGCAGCUCCAGUUUCUCGAAAUCAGUUUUCAGAAGAGCUCUUUUCCAACACAGUCCGAAUUUGACAUUCUGCGGGCCGAGACAAAACUGUCAAGGCGGCAGAUACAUUACUGGUUUAUGAACAGGAGGAAAGUUAGGGAUUCCAUGGAACAAGCUGUUUUGGACUCUAUGGGAUCUGACAGCAAUGAUGGACUUAUGAACGGGGCUUCUACACAGUCUGGUAACCUAUCGAGGUCUUGGUCACAGUCUUCGGUAACACACAGGUCUAAACAGGAGCAGCUCCAUUUGUUAAAAAGUACUUUUGCAAGAACUCAGUGGCCGACUCCACGUGAGUACGAUCAACUGGCAGAACAAACUGGACUUGUCAGGACAGAAAUUGUAAAAUGGUUUAAGGAUAACCGAUGUGUCCUCAGGAAUGGGAGCCUAAGAUGGAUGGAGCAGUACCGAAAGAUGUAUGAACGCUCUCUGGAAGAGCGUAAAAAGUUUAUCAAGAUUACGUCGGCCACUAGUACAGGCAGAGACAUUCUCACCAAAUAUUUCCAGGAAUACGGCCAGUUACACGAGGAGGACGUCGAUCUUCUGAUGAACAGGGCUAAACUAGAUGUUGAUGAACUGAGAGCAUGUUUUUCAGAAAUGCAGGAACAAGGGACUUUUAGUCUGCUGAACAACGAACAAGAUGACGAUAAACUUGAUUUAGAGAGUGAGGCGAAAUCACAUGGAGACGAUGAAGUCAUAUCAGACGGUGAAGAUAGCUGGAGUCAGACUGGACAGGACAACCAAGAUGACAUGGGUGACUAUGAAUAUGGAAGUACACCUAAAGAUGACUCCUGUGCCUAACCAGAUGUAAAGACCUUGGGAGGGCGCCACCCGUUUCACUUUGAAGAUAAUAUAAAGAUAUAUUUUCCUACUGUUGAUAUAAAAACCUGCUGGUUUCUGCUCAGCCAGGACGACGUCCAUAGCCUCACCGUGGAUUGUGAAACUGAAAAGAAAAAAGUUCUUUCUUUGCCAAAGAACGAAAUUCUAAAAAGACUUUGUACAUUUCCUGCCUAUUUCUUCCGUACUGGAACCGUUUUGAGUGUGAGAGAGAUGUUGGUUGCAAAUUUACCAUUUUCAUUUUUUUUUUUUUCAAAAACUUUUUUUUUUUUUUUAUAAAAUUUUGCAUUGCUUAGAAUUAGUAACCACUAAGUUGUCUAAUUUUUUUUGUUCCAUUUUAUUGUUGUGUAUAUAGAAAAUUAUAUAUUUGUUACUUCCUAGUGGUAGAGCCAUUUUAUGAUGGGACCACUGGUCUUCACAAGAGUUUUGGUGGGGAUGGGAAAAAAAAAAAUGGGGACUCUCACCGGAUUGGAGAAUGAGGUCAAAGAAACAAAAUCCAGAUCAAAUCCAGCAUAAAAGAAAACACGAGAUGUGACGGAAUGGACUUGCCUUGCCAAAAAGGGGGUUUCUUGGCGUUUCGGGGGUUCAGUUACAUAAAAAAUAAUUUAAAAAAUAGUCAUGGUAGAUACUAAAGUUUAAGGGCUUCCUGGUGUGUUUAGGUUUACGCAAGUAUUUUACUAUACUGAAAAAGAAGAACAUAGAAAGGAUUGGUAAUGAAAAUAUAUAUAUAUAUAAAUGUGUGCGCGCGAGAAAUAGAGUUUUGUUAAAAUUUUUUGUUAUUUUCAAAUUAUUCAGACUGAAGUGUUUUUGUAUUUUUUUAAAUAUAUGUAUAAAGUUAUCUGAAAGCCGCGAGCACAACUAAAGACUAUUUGUCAGAUUUUAGGUGUAGUGGAGCCUACCCAGUGAGUGCACUUUUUUUUUUGGGGGGGGGGGGGGGGGAUUAUAAUUUUUUUUUUCUCUGCUUCCUGUUGUAUAUGAUGAUAAGAGUAGUUGUGUUUUGAUAAUAAUGGCGGUAAUGUCAUUUCACCCCCGCACUGCACAAAUAUGCUAGGAAGUUUGAUUACAUUUUUUUUUUUUUUUCUAGAAAAAAAGAAAAAGAGGAGAAAAAAAUUAAUAAAAU